AUGCCGCCCCAGAGGACAGUAAAGACAACUUACAGGCAGCCAGGACAGUCUACCCGCUAUUCAGCGACAUACGACCCAUCACAGGAAUACAUCGAUGAUGAAGACUCCGAGAUAGGCCAGUUGAUCAAAGCCGAUCCUUAUUGGCGCUACGUAUUGAAAACUGGGAGUUACUUAAGAUGGAUGUUGACCGCCGAGAAAGCCUGCAAGGGCGUUGACGACGACCACAUCGUGCGAAGGGGCUUAAUUCAGUGGAACAAUCAAGCUGGAUAUAGCGCCACGAUUCCUCCAUCGGACGAUGUUCCCCCCUACGCCACGGGGAAGAAUGCGCCUUCGUUGUUAAAGAAGCUGGUCGUCUCAGUCCCGUCGCCCGAGCGCUUCAAAACUGCUGGAGGAAAACCUAUCUGGAUCUGUGGAUCCGACAUCAUCGGUCUCUUCCAUAUGCAGCGACACCAAUUGAACCGUUUCGGCGUGAAAGACAUUCAAGAAUACCGCGACUCUGAUAAACGGUUCUGGAAAUUGAGGUACUCGCUUGAACAAGUGUGGGAGGUCGCGAAGCGUACGCCUAAAUGCCCGCUCGAUCAAACGCCUGAUGAGGCUGUCGAUCGGUACCUCCUUAAGGUCCAGAAAUGCGGAAAUGGUGGAAUUGGAUCUCUUCGUAUCGUCUGCGAGCACAAAGACUGUCAAGAGAUGCGAACUGGUGGGCCCAGCGAGGCGGGGCAGAAGUUUUGGGUGGAUAUGUAUAAGGAUAUGUUUUAG
Molecule: messenger RNA, 756 nt
Organism: Alternaria viburni
Lineage: Eukaryota; Fungi; Ascomycota; Dothideomycetes; Pleosporales; Pleosporaceae
Exons: 2
Coding region: 1-756 (251 amino acids)
Source: RefSeq, a predicted model, not a curated record